CUAAAAACGGUAGAUGGUUGAGUCCAACGCAACUGAAAGCAAGCUGCUCCUCCGGAUCUGCGGAUCCUUCAUCCGACAACAUGGCGAGUGUGCGAGCUGCCUCCCGGCUUCUCUCCAGAAGAGCGCUGACAAGUCCAAAAUCAGCACCAGCCGCAGCACUUCAAGGCUCAAGAGAUUUCCACUUUUCCAUCUAUGGCAAGAAGAACAAUGCCAAAGUGUCUAAUGAUAUUUCAACCCAGUACCCAGUGGUUGAUCACGAGUUUGAUGCUGUCGUGGUGGGAGCAGGAGGAGCAGGACUAAGGGCAGCAUUUGGACUGUCUGAGGCAGGCUUUAACACAGCAUGUGUCACCAAGCUGUUCCCUACCAGAUCUCACACCGUUGCUGCUCAGGGGGGUAUCAACGCAGCUCUUGGCAACAUGGAGGAGGAUGACUGGAGGUGGCAUUUCUAUGACACAGUUAAAGGAUCUGAUUGGCUCGGGGAUCAGGAUGCCAUCCACUACAUGACUGAGCAGGCACCUGCAGCUGUGGUGGAGCUCGAGAACUUCGGUAUGCCAUUCAGCCGCACUGAGGACGGCAAGAUUUACCAGAGAGCCUUCGGGGGCCAGAGUCUCAAAUACGGUAAAGGAGGCCAAGCCCAUCGCUGCUGUUGUGUGGCGGACAGGACCGGACAUUCCCUGCUGCACACCCUUUACGGACGGUCGCUGCGUUAUGACACCAGCUAUUUUGUGGAGUACUUUGCCCUGGAUCUCCUGAUGGAAAACGGAGAGUGUAAAGGAGUGAUCGCUCUUUGCAUGGAGGACGGUUCUAUUCAUCGCUUCCGAGCCCAAAACACUGUCAUUGCAACCGGGGGUUAUGGACGCACUUACUUCAGCUGCACCUCAGCUCACACUAGUACAGGAGAUGGCAAUGCCAUGGUGACCAGAGCGGGCCUGCCCUGCCAGGAUUUGGAGUUUGUCCAGUUCCAUCCAACUGGAAUCUACGGUGCUGGCUGUUUGAUCACAGAGGGUUGCCGUGGUGAGGGAGGCAUCCUGAUCAACAGUGAGGGUGAGCGCUUCAUGGAGCGUUAUGCUCCAAAUGCAAAAGACCUGGCCUCUAGAGAUGUGGUGUCUCGAUCCAUGACCAUUGAAAUCAGGGAGGGCAGGGGUGUUGGUCCAGAUAAAGACCAUGUGUACCUGCAGCUGCACCACCUUCCCCCUCAGCAACUUGCCACCAGACUGCCUGGCAUUUCAGAAACGGCUAUGAUCUUUGCUGGCGUUGACGUCACCAAAGAGCCCAUCCCAGUGCUCCCCACGGUCCAUUACAACAUGGGCGGGAUCCCCACCAACUUCAAGGGGCAGGUGAUCACUCACACACAAGGAGAAGACAAGGUGGUUCCAGGGCUGUAUGCCUGCGGCGAGGCGGCGUGCGCCAGUGUUCAUGGUGCUAACAGGCUGGGGGCAAACUCGCUUUUGGACUUGGUGGUGUUUGGCAGAGCCUGCGCCCUGACCAUCGCUGAGAACCACAAACCUGGGGAGAAACUGUCCCCUCUGGCACCCAGUGCAGGAGAGGAGUCGGUUGCCAACCUGGAUAAAGUGAGGUUUGCCGACGGAAGCCUGCGAACCUCUGAAAUCAGACUGAACAUGCAGAAGGCCAUGCAGAAUCACGCUGCAGUGUUCCGUACUGGUUCUGUCCUGAAAGAAGGAUGUGAGAAGAUGGACGCCAUUUACCAGACUAUGAAUGACAUCAAGACCUUCGACAGAGGUAUCGUGUGGAACACCGACCUGGUGGAAACGUUGGAGCUGCAGAAUCUGAUGCUGAAUGCCGUCCAGACCAUCAACGCAGCUGAGCAGAGGAAGGAAAGCAGGGGAGCUCAUGCCAGAGAAGAUUUUAAGGACCGUUUGGAUGAGUACGAUUACUCGAAGCCUAUUCAGGGUCAGGAGAAGAAGCCUUUCGAUCAACACUGGAGGAAACACACCAUGUCCUAUGUUGAUUCCAAAACCGGAAAAGUGACCUUGGAGUACCGUCCUGUUAUCGACAGCUCUCUGGAUGAACAAGACUGCGCCCACGUCCCACCUGCCAUCCGCUCAUACUAAGACCCUCCUCAUGCUAUUUAUGAACAUCCCCUCCUGUAACAGAAUGUCAUCAUGGGAUAAGUCGACUCCAUUGCACAUUUGUAUCAACUGUAGAAUCAUGAAAACUAAACAUGUUUCCUCUUGAACUGAAAUCUCUUGUUUUCUUGUUUAAUCUGUUUGAGCAGAUUGAUUUUAAAAUGGUUCUUAUGAGCUGGUUUUGUAUGUAAAAAUGGGGCGCCCUCUGUUAGUGGGUGAAUACCGCUAAAUUAAAGAGGGAAUGGUGAAGAUAUAUGUUGCUUUAUGUGGCUUAUUUAAGCAUCUUUGUCUUGGCCUGAAAUACAUAUGGUUAGCACAUGUGAUUUAAUGAAGACACAAAGGGAUAUUUUGUUGCAUAUUCACAUACAUACAACUAUAAUGUCAAAUGUUUUCUCAUUCACUAAAGCCUUGACUGGCAUAUACUUAAAUGUGUGUGUCCAAAAGUUCUUAUUCCAGCUCUCAGAAUAUUCUUCAAUCUCUGCUAAAGCUAGUAAAUAUUGUAUCUGUGUAGUGAUGUGAUAUGAGACUUUCAUGCUACAGAAUAACGUAGAUGUUCAUUCUCCUCAAGUCUGAACAAAAAUAAUCCAACUAUUCUUGAAUUUGGACAGAUAUCAAAUCUGCUUUCGCAAGGCUGCCUGGGGUUGCUUUAAUCAUGCAGGUAAAUUGUGUAUGUUUUCAUCACUGUGUUAAAUUAUUCCGACCUUUUCUAAGGUUUAUUCAGUUUUCAUUUGUACUCAUUUCAUACACUCAUUAAAGUGUGGACUAUGCAUGAGAAC
Messenger RNA from Synchiropus splendidus (mandarinfish), 2863 nucleotides. RefSeq names its product succinate dehydrogenase complex, subunit A, flavoprotein (Fp) (gene sdha). Gene Ontology annotation, molecular function: electron transfer activity; flavin adenine dinucleotide binding; succinate dehydrogenase (quinone) activity. Lineage: Eukaryota; Metazoa; Chordata; Actinopteri; Syngnathiformes; Callionymidae. The transcript is spliced from 15 exons. The record is from RefSeq and is a predicted model, not a curated record. Gene Ontology annotation, biological process: tricarboxylic acid cycle; mitochondrial electron transport, succinate to ubiquinone. Bases 81 to 2072 code for a protein of 663 amino acids.